Messenger RNA from Pocillopora damicornis (cauliflower coral), 843 nucleotides. RefSeq names its product tachykinin-like peptides receptor 86C. The record is from RefSeq and is a predicted model, not a curated record. NCBI's taxonomy places the organism in Eukaryota, Metazoa, Cnidaria, Anthozoa, Scleractinia, Pocilloporidae.
AUGGCGGAAUAUUUCGUUACAGCCUCACUCGCUGCUUCCAUUUUAAUCCUUCUUUGUAAUGUUUGUGGAAAUGUUCUCGUAAUUAUGGUUAUCAGGAACAAUAAGAAACUUCACAACGCCAACACUUGCCUCCUUGUAAAUCUGGCCUCUUCAGAUUUGGGUUUCGCCAUUGUAACUUUUAUAGAUAUUUUUCUAUUCUCGUACAAGUAUACGUCCAUUUAUUCUUUCCCCGAGUUCAUUCUCCAUGCGACAGCUUCAAUAGUAGCAAUGGAGAGAUAUUUCGCCAUUCUGAAAUCUUCCGUGCACUUGACAAAAGCCGUCAAGUCUAUAAUGUGGGAACUGAUACUUGCAAUAUGGUUGCUCGCCGGCGUACUAAGUGCACCGGGAUUUCUUAUUGCUACCCUAAGGCAAAAGUUCAUCUGGAGAAACGCUUCGAGAAAUACAACGGUUGAAAUACCUCGCUGGAUUGAGAUUUUUUACACGACGUAUUCAUUUGUAAUCUUCACUUUCGAUCUCAUUUUACCAAGUGUUACAAUGAUAUAUUGUUAUACUCGGAUAAUUUAUCACAUGUGGUUCAACGCCGAAGCUAAUAAAGCAACAAACGUCGCUCUUUUACAGUCGAGAGGCAAAUUGACAAAACUUUUUAUACUGGUUACCUUGAUAUUUCUCAUUACAUGGACCCCAACGUUCACCAGGCUUAUUGUCCUACAGUUUGUCAGCAUCAAUGAAGCAUGGAAGUUCGAAAUGAUUUUUUUCCUCCUAGGAUUAGCUGGAUCCACAGCCAAUCCUGUCAUUUAUUCAUUACGUUAUCCGAGGUUUCGGCAGGAGGUUGUCAUACUCUGA